Molecule: messenger RNA, 895 nt
Organism: Mycetomoellerius zeteki
Lineage: Eukaryota; Metazoa; Arthropoda; Insecta; Hymenoptera; Formicidae
Product: acyl-coenzyme A thioesterase 13
Exons: 3
Coding region: 343-780 (145 amino acids)
Molecular function (GO): fatty acyl-CoA hydrolase activity
Source: RefSeq, a predicted model, not a curated record
AAAAUCAUAUGUUCUUCUGAGUCUGCACUAUUACUGCACUAAUGCAGUUUUCAUAUAAACCUAGCAUGGCGCUAAUGCUGCAUCAGUUUUCCCAGUGGAAAACGCUAUAAGACGCUAAUGCGGUUCUGAUUGGUUUAUGACACCUCAAGGCUGAACUUAAGACGGUCUUAAAUAUAAAAUCUGACUAUGAAUUAAGAACUUGCUUGAAAUUAAGAACGGACUAUGGAUUCUGGCCUAUGAAUCAGAAUGCGUUUUUAUCUCUAAAAUUCUAUAAUAUGCGUAACGUAAACUAUAGUAUAUUAACGCGCUAACAUCGUUGUAAGCACGUUCUGAAUACGAGAAAUGUCGUGUAAAAUGGAACUUAUAAAAAAUAUUUUGGAGAAAGUGGCAAAUGGCAAAGGCUUUGGUCGAUGUAUGAAAAAUGUAAAGUUGUUGUCAGCUGGCGAUGGAAAGUGCAAAGCACAAUUUACUGUGGCUGAGGAACAUUUGAAUAUUGGUGGUUUUUUACAUGGCGGUUUUACUAGUACUAUUAUAGACUGUGUAUCUUCAUAUGCAAUAAUAACUCACAAAACUGAUCCUCCUCCUGGUGUUUCUGUAGAUCUGCACGUGACGUUUUUGAAGGCUGCAUUUCCUGGUGAAACAGUGACGAUUGAUGCUGAAACUAUACGUGCUGGAAAGAAUUUGGUUUUUCUCGCGGUAGAACUCACAAAGAACGAUGGUAAGGAUGUUGUUGCCCGUGGGCAACAUACAAAAUAUGUUGGAUUGCCAUUUAGACAAUGAAACUGCAGAAGAUCAGUUUGAUUUGAAUGUUGAUAAAUGUACAUAAAAUAAAAAGUAGAAUACACUGUAAUUAAUACGUGUACGUAUACAUAUAUAUAUGUAUAAUAUAUGUAUA